Molecule: messenger RNA, 924 nt
Organism: Zeugodacus cucurbitae (melon fly)
Lineage: Eukaryota; Metazoa; Arthropoda; Insecta; Diptera; Tephritidae
Exons: 2
Coding region: 16-555 (179 amino acids)
Source: RefSeq, a predicted model, not a curated record
CAAAUUCUCAAAAAUAUGAGCGCAGCGCAGCCUGACCAACAAAGCCGUAGGCAUUCUCUGAAUGCCUACUUUAGUUUUGUCGAGCCUGCAAAACCUACCAACAAAAAAGGCAACGGUGAGAAGGAUGACCCAUCACAGCGACCAACCGAGCCAAAGCAGAGCUUACAAACAGCAAAGUCAGCAGAGAACGGCAGUCAACAAGGGCCAGCAACAAACAAGAAUACACCAACAAAUUCGCAGGUACCAGCAAAUGAUCAGACAGCGAAGAAAAACAUAGCGCAAGAGCAAUAUGGACGUAGAAAUGGCAUUACCAUCAACGCCAACCAUGCGUUCGGUUGUUCCCACUCCGCGCUCUGGAGCUACCCCAAUCGCAGCACGCCGGACCACCAUUUCAACCGCCGUACCUCCGCCAACGACAGGCAUCACCGCGCCAACGGCCCCGGGCAAUGGCUCGGCAUCAACACCAGCAUCACCCGCACUACCAGCGGAUCCGCAGCGUAUUCGAUGCCCACUAUGUCGCCGCCCGCAUCGGCUAUCGCACUGCGGAAUUUUUAAAGGUAUGCCACCACUGCAACGCCAGCAGGUUGCACAGGCCCACGGGUACCGCCUGAAUUGCCUGAGAACUACACACGCAACGCAGGAGUGCCCGUCCAACAAUCGUUGCCAAAUUUCAGAGAACACUACACGUUAACACACACACACAUACAAAUUUCAACAAAAAGGAAGAGAAAGCAUACCACAGCACUUUCUUUUCGAUACAACGUCGAUCGCAUCGCACCUCCGUGUUCGCAAUAUCCCGAUUUUCAGUUACUUGGCAUCCGCUAUAUAUAUAUACAUAUAUCAACAAUUAACAACCAUUAUAUCCAACCACUUUGUAAACUAACAUAAAUAAUUCGUAAAUUAUUGUAUAAAAUAAUCAAUUUU